Molecule: messenger RNA, 1283 nt
Organism: Suillus subaureus
Lineage: Eukaryota; Fungi; Basidiomycota; Agaricomycetes; Boletales; Suillaceae
Exons: 2
Coding region: 160-882 (240 amino acids)
Source: RefSeq, a predicted model, not a curated record
CCUCGCACCCGCUUUCAACCAGUCACAUUUGUCCACUGGAUACCAUAGAAAGCUCGCCACUGUCUCCAUUGUCGUCUACCAUCUACGUGAGCUGUAGCUCGAACGAACCGAGGGAGGGCCUACCAGUUUGCAAUACCUCGUAACCCCCUGAAUUGCCAAAUGGGAAACACAGUUCACCUAAUGUAUAGUUCCUUCGCGAAUGCUGAUCUUGUGGAGUGUGUUCUGAGGUUUUUGCCUGACUUUCAAUGCCUUGCUUCAACAAUCUUGACCUCAAAGACCAUCUACAGCGUCUUUCAACAACAUUCUCGCUCGGUCGUUCACUCUGUAGCUUACAACUUGAUUGGACCAGCCCUACCACAAGCACUACGUUUUGUCCGAUGCCAAAAUAUGCAACUAUAUUCCAAGCCCGUUGGUGAACUCUUUGGCGAGGAUGAUAUCCAGAAAAACCCAGUGCUCUCCAAUCAGGACAUCACAAGCCUUAUGGUCAUUCCCAUGUCUGUUCAAGGGCUCGAAAGCCUGUUCAGCUGGAGAAUGAAAGACCGAACAUUUAAGACAAGCCAGCUCUCCUUGGCGGAGUCGACACGAUUCCAGAAAGUGAUGUACAGAUUGUCCUUGUUCUCGGCUGUCUACGGCCACAAUGCUUACGGGUCAGCUAUUGAUCCUGACUCGGAUGAAGAAGAAAUCGAUUUGGCACUCAAAGAAGCCUUUUCACUACGAAAAGGCUUCUUUAGAAGCUUUUCCACUCCUAAGCUGAGGGAUAUUCAACGAAUUGAAACUUUUUUGCGAGGAAUAAUCGCUCGCGCUGAGGGUUUUGACUUUACUAUGAUUCCACCUGCAACCCGUGAGCGCGAGCAUCGCCAUUCAAGCUCUACCCACUCAUGAAACUCACAUAGACAGCCCUGAGUCAUCAUUUGUGCUAUACUGUGCUCCCCACAACGUAAUUGAUGUGUAUAAGAGAGGGUUGGACUGCAUCAUUGAAUGGGAUCUCGACACCACUGUUUUGCAUCUGCAAAACCACUGAAAUGAACGCUUAAGUUACGCGCGUUACGGACGCUUACGAACGCUUACGACGUCACUAGCGAACUCAUGCGAUUGGUGGAGAUGUUGAAUGCCAAUAUUACUCACCAUAUCUGGUUGAUAAAACUCAAGCCCAGUUAUCUUCAGUUGAUAAGAUGUGAUUGCUUGGAUAUGCAAUAUGGUAGAUGUGAAUACAAUUGCCACAUGCUGAUCAAGCUACUAUCUAUACAAACUCGGUACUGAAUGCAUGAUAACUCUCCUUGUCC